This is a messenger RNA of Aphanomyces invadans, 1086 nucleotides long. RefSeq lists its product as hypothetical. The transcript has 3 exons. Gene Ontology annotation, cellular component: plasma membrane. The record is from RefSeq and is a predicted model, not a curated record. Lineage: Eukaryota; Oomycota; Saprolegniomycetes; Saprolegniales; Verrucalvaceae. Bases 1 to 1086 code for a protein of 361 amino acids.
AUGGCAACACAAAGCCCCCUGCUUUUCAACGAUGCUCCGACACAACUGUCCCCGCCGUGGGCAUCGCCACUGUCCCUCGGACUCAUGGUAACCACGGGCGCGGUGUUUGGGUUCGCCAUGAAUAAGGGCCAAGUACACCUGCCACAUGUGAUCCAAGACCAAAUGACGCUCUCGCAGUUCACCAUGAUGAAGAUGUUCCUCGCCGCGCUGGGUAUGUCUGCCCUGUCGAAGGCCAUAUUCCGCGCAGUUCGCCCCGACGACUUCGACGCGAUUCAAAAGAAGCGGGCGACGGACCCCAGCCACGCUGGCGUGCUCACUGCUGGCGGACUUAUCUUGGGCACUGGCAUGGCCAUAUCUGGCUCAUGCCCUGGCUCGGUGUACGUCCAACUCGGUGCCCAGAUUCCGAGUGCUCUUCCUGUGUGGGGAGGUGUCUUGGUUGGCACACUCGUCACUCUCGCUUUGAUCAAGCCACUGAUAGGUCAGUGGCAAGAAUCCAAGCCCAAAGUGGCCACGAUCGUUCCCGUGCGAUGCGUCGUACAUGCUGCCGUGGGCGUUAUCCUGAUUGGACUCGCCGUGGUGCUGGAGGUUUUCGUGCCUGAACGAGACCUGCAGGCUUCCGCGUGGCUGCCGACCGUUGCCGGGGUAGUUGUGGGCAGUCUGCAGCUGCCGCUGGUCCUGCUGCUCCGUCGAUCCCUCGGUGCGACUCAAUCGUACAAGUCAGCGAUUGCACUUGCGUUGUACCCCAUUCGCAACACCAGAGUUGGCAAAUGCCUUCACGUCCCUGCAGCCACCGACCUCUCGACAUUCGUCUUUGUGUUGGCAGUGGUUGUGGGGUCGGCAGUCGCGUCGGCCGUGUCGACUGACCCGAUUCCAACUGGUCCAAUUCCGUCCGUGUUGUCGUCACUUGUUGGGGGAGCCCUCAUCGGCGUCGGCGCCACAGUGGCGUGCGGAUGUACCUCUGGUCACGGGUUAUCCGGGGCCGCUUUACUCAUGAAGUCGUCCUUCAUCGUCCUUCCUGCAAUCUUUGUUGGUGGUAUAGCCACAGGACUGCUUCGAAGCGUCGUCGUAUCUGGCCAACGUGCAUAA